AUGAAGACCACAGGAGAAGCCAAUCAACUUCAAGUGUUGAUAGCGACCAUCCCCGACGUCGUGGUCAUCAGCGUGUGCCACGACAAGGGAGGAGGUCCCGACUCGACAGACACAGAAGUCGCAGCUGUAGUCAGGACAAGAAACGGCCACGCAGACUGCAAACACCGCGCCGAGAGUGCGGCAGAUUCGUGCGACGCAGCAGCAGGCCACGCCGUGAGCGUGACAGCCGCGAGUCCUCGCGACGCAGCAGCAGGCCACGCCGUGAGCGUGACAGCCGCGAGUCCUCGCGACGCAGCAGCAGGCCACGCCGUGAGCGUGACAGCCGCGAGUCCUCGCGACGCAGCAGCAGGCCACGCCGUGAGCGUGACAGCCGCGAGUCCUCGCGACGCAGCAGCAGGCCACGCCGUGAGCGUGACAGCCGCGAGUCAUCACGACGCAGCAACAGGCCGCGCCGCGAGUCCUCUCGCUGCAGAAGCAGAACACGCCGCGAGUAUGACAACCACGAGCACUCGCGCCCCAGCAGCCGGGAGCGCGUCGACCACGAAUCCACGCAUCGCAGCGGUCAAGAGCGCCGGGAACAAGACGUAA
Aricia agestis (brown argus) is the source of this 588-nucleotide messenger RNA. RefSeq names its product coiled-coil domain-containing protein 8-like. The transcript has a single exon. Lineage: Eukaryota; Metazoa; Arthropoda; Insecta; Lepidoptera; Lycaenidae. The record is from RefSeq and is a predicted model, not a curated record. The coding region runs from base 1 to 588 and encodes 195 amino acids.